GAUGAAAGCUCUGUACAUUGAAAAAUGUAAGGAUAUGGUCAAGAAAAGAAGACAAGAAAUGUCAUCGUCGUAUGCAGAUUUACAAAAUGUGACGCUCACGGCGGCCGAAAAGGAUCAGAACUCACUUCCAUGUUAUUUUGAAGAAAAAACGCCUAAAACAACAAUUGAGAUGGAAUUAGAUGAUAAUGAUGCGCCUCCAAAUAUAUCGCAAUGCGAAUCAGAAGCAAUGACAGAAGAAAAUCAAUAUAAGGAAAAGGACCAGGCUUCAAACGUAUUACCUGAAAAUCAAUGUGAAGAAAGUAAUGCACUUCCAUAUAUAGUUGAAGGCACAUCUGAAGUAACGAUGCAGCCUGAAAUACAAAACUUGGGGCACCGAAUAAUAGAUUUUAAUCAUUUCACAUCAGAACUUGUAAAAAUUUCUCAACACAAAUCUCUGUUUAAAUGCGGAUUAUCUACAAUGAAAUUAAUUUCUGAACAUCGAAUAGGAUUGCAAUCUGAAUACACAUAUGUAUGUAUGAUGUGUAAUUAUAAAAAUAAAAUAAAAUCGUCAUUGGAUGAUGUGAACAAAGAUGCUGUUGCGGGUAUAAUGGCCGCAGGUUGUGGUCAUGCGCAAUUAAAACAAUUUUCAGCAGCAGUAGGUUUACCUAUUAUGUCAGAAUAUACCUAUAAUAAAACUCAAAAUGAUAUAUGUAGGGAUUGGGAGGACACUGCUUGGGACGAAAUGAAAUUAGCUGGUGAAAGAGAAAGAGAAGAAGCAAUUAAAGAAGGAAAAGUCACGAAAGACGGAAUACCAAUGAUUGAUGUAAUUGUAGAUGGGUGCUGGAGUAAACAACCAAAAACAAAGGAAAAUUCUGAUGAUACUGUUGCUGACACGGAUAAAACUGCUGAUGUCGACAAUUUUGCUUUUGUUGACGAAGAUGUUGCUGACGCAGACGAUGUUUCUGUCGUAGAUAGUUCAGAAUAUAUUAUGGCUUUUUCUGAAUAUUGA
Leptidea sinapis is the source of this 988-nucleotide messenger RNA. RefSeq lists its product as uncharacterized. Lineage: Eukaryota; Metazoa; Arthropoda; Insecta; Lepidoptera; Pieridae. The transcript is spliced from 7 exons. The coding region runs from base 2 to 988 and encodes 328 amino acids. The record is from RefSeq and is a predicted model, not a curated record.